AUGGACACAGACUCGUCGUCUUCAGCUCUCGACUUGACAGGAACUCCCGCUGGUAUCGCUAGUUCGCGACCGGCCUCUCCUUCGCUCAAUCCUUCGAACAGUGUGGGGAACAGUUUUGCGCGUCGCAGGGCGAGCUGGGGUAGAGCGGAUACGACGCAGGAUCCGUUGCGCUUCGAUAUACCUUCGUCUCUCGCGGAGUCCGAACGGCUGAAGCCUAUUGCGACCAGCUGGGAUCCUUCGGACGACCCAUUUUUGUCGCCGGUGGAUGACGAUAGUCCCUUCGCCCACGACAUUUCUUCGCGGAGCUACGACAACACUACCGCCGUCUAUCCAUCAGCGCAACCGGGUCCAUCAUCCGUAUCGCUCAUCUCAGCCGACUACCGCGGGACCGGGGACAUGACAGAAGGGCACAGGGAGGAUGACGAGGCGCGCUUGACAAGCAACAUGUCGCGUCCUGGCACCAGUAGUGGCUGGAGUCUGGGGGAGGACGUGGAUCCCGAGCUCUCAGGUGGGACGCUCCGUUUGCGGCGGAAGACUGCACGGUACGGGUCGUCUCCAUUCAAGUCAACUGGCACGCGUUUGAUGGCGGUAUCGCGGAACCUGCGACGGGCGUCCAUACGUGUCGUGAACCUUGCUGGGUUUGGUCUAGACGAGCAUGUGCGGUUGGCAGACAUGGAGGGUGAUUCUCAGAGCACCUUCAUAGGGAAGGAGCUAGAGGUGGAGGAUGAUGGAGAUGAGACCUUGACUGAGGAGGAGGAUCUGCCCGAUCUCAGAAGAGCGCUGCCUAUCCGCGGCAGGACGUUGGCUUGUAUGGGCCCGACAAGCAAAGUGCGGCUGGCUAUGUAUAAGUUCUUGGUGUAUCCAUGGACGGAGCCUCUCAUACUGCUACUGAUCAUCUUCAACGCUGUGGUACUGACACUCCAGGCUGUCCACUCUGCUGCGCUGCCGGCGGACGGUAGCGGAUCGCCACCAAAUGUAAAAGGUUACUUCCACAGCUGGGAGGACUACGCACUAUUUGUAUUGUUUUGCUUGUUUACGUUCGAAGCUUUCGCUCGUAUUAGUGUCUCCGGUUUUCUCCUAGAUCCCGACGUUCCCGUCUCGAACCUUCUCUCCUUCGUGUCUUUUAAAGCAUACCACGACGCAACGAUACCACCGUCUUCUACUGACCCAUCACUCGCUCGCCACGGUUCAGUCGCGACUUCUCACUCUCAAUCUCAGUCUCAGUUUUCGUCGCGGAACAAACUCGCCUUCUCCCAGUGGCUCAACCACUUUCGAGCGAAUCUCCGGCGGCUAUUUGCAUUGCCACACACGUUCCCUGCAAAUGCGUCUUCUGUGUCUUUGCCUAAGGGGAUAAAUGCUCGUAGCCGCUCGGACACAGUACAGUCCAAGACUCCCAUGAUAGAGAAGGUUAUAUCUUCGACACGGCACGCGUACGCGCACAUGCGCAAUCCAUCACAACCGAAUUUUAUGGCUACGGCAUUGCGUUCGGAGAACGCGGACGUUCUUUCCCUCCCUUUCCGACUAAGCGUGACGAACGCGCAGGUCCAGACCCAGAAGAACAUCCCGUAUCUUCGACACAGUUGGAGCAGAAUUGAUUUUGUGGCGAUCGUGAGCUUCUGGAUAUCGUUCGCUCUCUCAAUGGCAGGUGUCGAACGAGGUACCUAUCACAUUGGCGUGUUCCGCGCUAUGAGCGUGCUGAGAAUAGCCAGAUUGCUCGCGAUCACCUCCGGUACAACGACCAUCAUGCGUUCACUGAAAACCGCACGUCCGUUGAUUGCGAGUGUCGCUUACUUUGUGCUGUUCGCUAUGAUUCUAUUCUCUAUCAUCAGCAUUCAAACAUUUAAGGGCUCGUUUCGACGCUCGUGCCAACUUUCGGCCGUGCUGGAGGUCAAUGAGACCGCUUUGACACAACGUUGUGGAGCAUACAUUGAUCCAGACACUCUGGAAGUGAUGCCGUAUAUCUCUGCUGACGGUUCUAAUGGGACUAUCAAGGGAUAUGUCUGUCCUUUGGGCCAGGUCUGCGUGGAGACUGCCUUGAAUCCUUUUGACAAUAUACAAAGCUUCGACACCAUCUACUAUGCAGCAUUGCAAGUUAUCAUAGUAACCUCUGCCAACGGCUGGAGUCCGGUCAUGUACUCAAUGAUGGACGCCGAACUCUUCAUCUCAUGUUCCUUCUUCAUCGUCUGCAUCAUCGUACUCAAUUUCUGGCUCAUCAACCUCUUCGUCGCCGUGAUCACCAACAGCUUCGCGGCCAUCAGGUCAGACACCAAGAAAAGCGCGUUUGGCGCCGCUGCGGCUGCGCCUGUCGUAGAGGAAAGCGACGAAGGCUGGGCGAUCGUUGACGGCAGGCGUGUUGCCACUCGCAAUCGUAUCAAGAGCAUUUUUGAGAGCAUCCGCUGGUGCUGGGUUGCGUUGGCACUUACUUCUGUGGUUCUGCAGGCAACGCGCACAGUAGAUGUUGGCCCGGCACAUGAUGCGAUUCUGAACAUCGGUGAACUUGUCCUGACUAUCGUCUUUGACUCUGAGAUAAUCAUCCGAGUACUGGCGGAAUUACCAGACUGGCGAAACUUCUUUCGCGGAGGACAAAAUGUGCUAGACCUAAUUCUGGCGAUUGGCUCCAGCAUCAUUCAGAUUCCUGUCAUACAUUCAUCUUCUGUGUAUCCAUGGUUGACGAUAUUCCAGCUGGCAAGGUUCUAUCGUGUCAUUCUAGAAAUUCCAAGGAUGAAACCAUUGCUGCUUGCUGUGUUUGGUAACAUGUAUGGUCUGGCCAAUAUGACACUAUUCCUUCUCUUAAUGAACUUCAUCGCGGCACUUAUUGGUGUCCAACUACUGCGCGGUGAUGUCCCGCGUGGCAACCUCAUCGACUGGGGCCAAGUCUACAACUCGUUUCUCGCCGUUUAUCAGGUGUUCUCUUCCGAGAACUGGACCAAUGUUCUCUACGGUUCCGCGGAACCUGAGAUCCCUCUUAGGCAAAGCCCCAUUGUCAUCCUAUUCAUCUCAGGAUGGUUUUUAUUUGCCAACUUCAUCGUUUUGCAGAUGUUCAUCGCUGUGAUCAACGAAAACUUUCAGGUUGCUGAAGAGUCCAAACGUGGCAGACAAGCUUCUCAUUAUUGGGCGUCUCAUCGCCCUCAGAAGACUCGCAUCGCCUGGCUUCGCAAACUCAAUCCGUACAGAUGGUUGAAAGCGCAACCUAAGGCAAUCGCUGUUGAGCAACUCCCGCCCAAUCUCGUCCUCCCAAUGCAGAGAACCUUGAUCGAUGAUUACAACAUGUCACGUAAGGAACUCAGUGCCAUCAAUGAUUCUGCGGGAGGGAAGGCUCCACCCAGGCAACGUACCAGGUCGUAUCUCAAAAGACUCCAACGUCUCUUUGCAGGUGAAACCGAUGCCAAUGAUGUACCAAUGGCCACAAUUAGAAAUGGGCGAAGAGACUCCACGAUACCACAAGAUCCAGUCGAUGAAGAGACUGAACGGCAUCUUGAAGUUCUCGCUGCCCUGAAUUCCGAGACUGCGGCUGCCGAAGACUUAACCGACGACCUGUAUGAACAUCGUGCACAGAAGGCAGAUUUCAUUCGUGAUCAUCCUACAUAUGACAUGACCUUCUGGAUAUUCUCCCAGAAAAACUGGUUACGACGCAUCUGCCAAAAGCUUGUGGCUCCCGCGGGAGGAGAGCGGAUUUUUGGCACUCCACAUUCUCCUGUCGCGCACACCAUCUUCCAGCUCGUGUUACUACUGACGGUAAUAGGCGGUAUCGUGGUGGAAACUAUUGCCACGCCAUUAUAUCGUCGCAACUGGUACAUCGAGCAUGGUCUAGUUCGUGGGUCUUGGUUCGACAUGGCCGAAACAUCCUUUGGCUUGACCUUAUUCGUGGAGUUUCUGAUCAAGAUCGUCGCAGAUGGGUUUCUGUUCACACCUAACGCUUAUGCGCGCAGCAUAUGGAAUGUAUUGGACUUUCUCAUCUUGGGCGGAGUCCUUGUCAACGUUACUACAGGACUAAUCUUCAUCGGAGGCCUGAGCCGUCUUACUAGGGCCUUGAAGGCCCUGCGCGCCUUGCGUCUGAUCACGCUGAUUGACAAGAUGAGGUUCACCUUUGAAUCUCUCAUCAUAUCUGGUGUAGCGCGUAUCCUUGACGCCGCGCUCCUGGCCAUCCUAUACAUGAUCCCUUAUGCUGUCUGGGGCUUGAACAUCUUCGCUGGCCGUAUGAACGAGUGUAAUGAUUCCGGCGUCACCGGUGUCAGCGGGUGUAUCAAUGAGUAUAGUAACACCAUAUACGGGAAUUCGUUCGGCUUCCCCGUCCCGCGCGUCUGGAAUCACCCUUCUCCAUCUACGACAUUCUCAUUCGACAAUUUCAAAGCUUCCUUACUGAUCUUAUUUGAAAUUGUCUCCCUUGAAGGAUGGAUCGACGUCAUGACAGUAGCCACCAGCAUCACAGGGACGGGCCAGCAACCCCAGAUGAAUGCAUCACAGUUCAACUCCAUCUUUUUCCUUAUAUAUAACCUCUUGGGAGCCGUCGUUAUUCUAACACUCUUCGUCAGUAUAAUCAUCGGUAAUUUCACUUCGAGGACUGGUACCGCCCUGUUGACCCGACAGCAACUGGAGUGGAUUGAUCUUCAAAAGCUGAUCAAGCGUCAGAGACCUUCAAAGCGGCCGAAGACAAGGCCUACCUGGCACAUUAGGUCAUGGUGCUUCGACCGCGCAGUGCACAAGCACGGCUGGUGGCAUCGCAUGAUGACAACGCUAUUUUUGUUUCACGUAGUUGCUUUAAUGACUGAAAGUGUAAGCACUAACACGGUCUUCGAUAACAUUCGCGACUACUUCGUCAUCUUUGUCACUGCCAUUUACACUAUCGACACUCUGAUACGUUUAUACGGCCUGGGCUGGAAAAGCUUUAGUGCUAACGGAUGGAACCUCUUCGACAUUGUUGUUGCUGGCGGCAGUCUUUUCACCACGAUCAUCACGCGCUUUGAACCAACCUUCGCUGUAGAGCAGCUCCAGAAGGUUUUCGUCACUUGUAUUGCCUUGAAAUUGGUCCAGCGAAUGAACAAUCUCAACAAACUAUUCAAGACUGCAGUAGCCAGCUUACCUGUCAUUGCUAGUCUGCUAGGACUGUGGCUUAUCCUAUUUUUAUUCUUCGCGAUAUUGUUCGUGGAGAUUUUCAGCUUGACAAAAUGGAAUUCAGCGGAAACCCGGAAUCAAAAUUAUACUUCCAUGUCCAAAGCGCUGGUAAUGCUGGCGUUCAUGACAACUGGCGAGGGGUGGAAUCAAUAUAUGCACGAUUUUGCACUCGUUUAUCCUCGCUGUACGAAUCUGCCGAACGGCGAUUCAGAUUGCGGAAGUGUAGGCUGGGCCUUCACUCUGUUCAUCGCUUGGAAUCUUCUCAGCAUGUAUAUCUUUGUCAAUCUGUUCACUGGUGUCGUUGUCGAAAGCUUCUACUACGUGUUUCAGAUGACCGAAGGAGCUAAGUCCGUAACUCGGGAAGAAAUGCGUGCAUUCAAGAAAGUAUGGGCCGAGUUUGCCAACCCCAAAACAGGAUACCUGGAACGCAAUCGUUUCGUUCCUUUAUUCGGCAAACUAAGCGGUAUCUUUGAAGUCAGAAUUUAUCCUGCGGAGUACGCCAUACCAAAGGUUAUGGCCAAGUCUAGAGAGACGCCAUCUCCGAACACUGCGUGGCCUCUCAAAAUUCUUGAUGGCGGGAUGAGUUUGGAGAAACUUAACACAGUCCUAGGUGGCAUCGAUCGCAAUGGUAUCAAGAAGAGGAAAAAUCUGUAUAAUCGCCUUUAUCACGAGGCACGCAUCUCCCAUGAACCCGGGAAGGGCAUUUCGUUCACGAAUAUGCUUCUUUUAUUGGCCCAUCACAAGCUCAUUGUCGACCGCGAGGCCCUGAUUCUGAAGGACCUUGUAGUUCGGACGGAGACUAACAAACUUGUUACCGAUCUCGUCGACUUCGAUCGUGUGCAGUCGCUGCUCCUUAUGAUCACCAACCGCCGACGGUAUGUGGCAAUGAGAGAACAGGCGCGGAGGAAGGAGCUGAGCAUGCAAGAUAUCCCUGCUAUUGUUGUCGAUAGCCAUCCAACCACUCCUCCUUCCAGUACGCGUGAUAUCACUUCGCCGGGACAAGACACUACAAUGCGUCGAUUCGUCGAUUCCGACUCUCCUCUGGCGCCUCUAGGAGGCAACUUACCGGAGCUUUCGUUAACUCUGGAUACGCCUUCCCGGCCUGGAUUGCAGAGAAGUCGGAGAACCAGUGAAUUAAGCAUGCUCUCCGUAGACAUAGGCUCACGGUUAUCAUCUGAUUUCUCUGCUCGGGACUCUCGGAUCGACGAGGAUCCCGACCAUAUUAUGUCUUCGAUGCAGAAGUCCAUGUGGAAAGAAAUGAUGGAUGCAGCGGAAGAGGAAGAUGUGACGUAG
Sparassis crispa is the source of this 6405-nucleotide messenger RNA. Its product is annotated as Calcium-channel protein. Gene Ontology annotation, molecular function: high voltage-gated calcium channel activity. The transcript is spliced from 25 exons. The record is from RefSeq and is a predicted model, not a curated record. Gene Ontology annotation, cellular component: membrane; voltage-gated calcium channel complex. The coding region runs from base 1 to 6405 and encodes 2134 amino acids. NCBI's taxonomy places the organism in Eukaryota, Fungi, Basidiomycota, Agaricomycetes, Polyporales, Sparassidaceae. Gene Ontology annotation, biological process: calcium ion import across plasma membrane.